AUGGGCUUCGUCGUUCUCUCGAUCCAGAACUCCACAAUCAAUACUCCACUACAUCUCGAUUCAAUCGAGUUACCUCCGACGCUAACUGACCUGGAUCUCACGGUGAACCGUUUAUCGGAACUGGACUCGAGGAUCGCUCACCUCUCUAUGCUCAAGAAGCUUUCUCUUCGCCAAAACCUAAUCGAAGACUCCGCCGUCGAGCCUCUCUCUCGCUGGGACGCCUUGUCCGAUAUCGAGGAGCUGAUUCUCAGAGAUAACAAGCUAGCGGAAGUACCAGAUAUAAGCAUAUUCUCAAGGCUUUUGGUCUUUGACGUAUCUUUCAAUGAAAUCACUUCGUUGGAAGGAUUAUCAAAGGCCUCUAGCACGUUGAAGGAGCUCUAUGUGUCUAAGAAUGAAGUUAACAAGAUUAUGGAGACUGAACACUUGCACGACUUGCAGAUUCUUGAGCUAGGGUCCAAUAGAUUGUGGGUUUGGAUUUGUCGUGAUUACUUUACAAUGUUUUAG
This is a messenger RNA of Brassica napus (rape), 504 nucleotides long. Its product is annotated as protein phosphatase 1 regulatory inhibitor subunit PPP1R7 homolog. The coding region runs from base 1 to 504 and encodes 167 amino acids. The record is from RefSeq and is a predicted model, not a curated record. The transcript is spliced from 3 exons. NCBI's taxonomy places the organism in Eukaryota, Viridiplantae, Streptophyta, Magnoliopsida, Brassicales, Brassicaceae.